CAACGAGAACAAGGUCCGACUUUGAAAAGGGCGAAGAAAGAAAAACAGUAUUAAGCGAGGGUCGAACCCUUUAUAGUUCUGCUAAAAGGCGUUUUGUUAGAAUUUUUGAUCGAGAAAGGGAUUUCCCAUUCAAGGACAGAAACCUGCCUUGUUUCCAUUCUGAUUCUCCUAGACCACACCCAGGUUCCAUGAUGUCAUCCCCGUCAUUAGCCCCAUCCUCUCCAGGAUCUCCAGAAACCGUAGCUUCGGGGAAGCUGUCAAGGGCACAUACAACGUUGUUGCGAUCUGGUACAGCAUCCUUAAAUCCCUCUGAGAAGUCAGGCGUGGAAACAAAGUCUGUAGUCACAGUUCCAGAAGAUGAUAACCAGGUCAACAAAAAUCCCUUCAAACUUCCUGCAGAUAAUGAUAUCUUCCUCCUAAGGGACAAGGAAAGAGAACGCAUGAAGCUUGUGCGUGAGCAGCAGAAGAAGCUUAAAAUCCAUGAGAAAACCACCUACGCUGGUCGAAUGAACACCAAGAGGGUGGAGACGAGGCGUGCAAUGAAGGAGGGAGAAGAAAUGACAACGAAGGACAAAAAUGAGAGGGAGGCACUGCUUGCUCUCAAAGAUGAUCCAACGUGGAAACUGGCCAUGACAAGAGAUCGCAAUAUAGAAAGAGAAAGCAUAAAUGAAUUUAUUUCAAAGAAAAGAGAGAUGUUUCUGUUACAGUACUCCUUGGCAGUUAAGAGGGAUGAAAUUCGCAAACUGGAUGAGGUGGCUGCAGCUGAAGAAAGCAAACUGGAGAAGGCUGAGCAAUUCCUUGAAGAUGACGCUGCCAUGUUUGACGAGUUUCUGAAAGAGAAUGACAAAAAUUCAGUGGAAGCCAUCAAAAUUGCAGAGCAAGAGGCAAAAGUGAAACUGGAGAAGGUCGCUGAAAAGAAAAGGCUUUCAGCAAAAAUUGUGUCAAUUAAGAGUGACAUUUCGAAGUAUGAGGAUAUCCUGAAGGAAUACAUGACGUACAAGGAGUUUCUGCUGAAGCUUUCUCCCAAGGAGUGGCAGCAGAAAUAUGAGGAAAAGCAUCGGAAGAACAAGCAAGCCAGAGCAGAGCUCAAAAACAAGGAAGUGAGAGCCACACACUCUGAUAAGCGCAUGGACAGCAGGUCUUCGAACGUCACACAGCAAGGGGGGAGAGAGGUAACAUCCGUGAGGGAUUCCAGGAUGUCUUCAAGACACAGUCUUAAACCCUCUUCUUCCAGUAGGAAAUUGAGUUCAAGAUCCCAGAUAGAUGAAGACAACUCAUCUGAUGAUGACGACGAAGAGCCAGAGCUAUAUUUCACCGAGCCCCAGCAGCUGCUGGACAUCCUGACUGAACUGGAGGAGCAGAACCUCUCUCUCAUUCAGAACUCGCGCGAGACAGAGGAAGCCCUGGAAGAGUUCAAGCACACCAUGGUCAACACCCAGAAAAAGAUGGAUCAGGAGACCGAAAUCCUAAAGCAGCAGAUAGAUAUUCUAAAACAAACCAUUGAGCGAGAGAAGGAACGGGCAGCAGAGCUGGAGCUUAAAGCCAGAUUGUUCUCCUUCGGCCAAUACAAAUCGGAAGACCAGCUCCUGAACAUGUUGGAGGUUGUAUUCAAACACCACCAUUACAUUCCAUGACUUGCCAUCUCCAGCUUUAAACAUUGCGAAUGUUCAAGCUAAGCAAGUUGUUUAAAUGGAUUCAUUUAAAAUGGUAUAAGAUAAUGUGAACGGUUCCAAAUGUGAGGAGGCACUUCGUUGUUUUUUUUUACUCUAUUGAUAAAUAGUAGCUUCUAAACACUUUGACAAG
Lepisosteus oculatus (spotted gar) is the source of this 1803-nucleotide messenger RNA. The record is from RefSeq and is a predicted model, not a curated record. NCBI's taxonomy places the organism in Eukaryota, Metazoa, Chordata, Actinopteri, Semionotiformes, Lepisosteidae.